CCGGCGGGCUGCGCGGCCGGGCGGUUGUCGCGGGCGGUCGCGGGCAGCGGCGGCGGUUCCGGCUGCGGCUCUGCUGGCGGACGGGCGGCGAGCUAAGCGGGCCGGGCGGGAUGCGGAGCCGCCGCCGCGCCCCCGCCACCUGAGAACCUGAGCGUCACCGGGCAGCGCCCGCGCGCGGUCCCCGCGUUCUGAGCGCGCCGCGCGUCCCGGGCGCGGGCCGGGCCCUGCGCCGGCCGCGGCGCGUCUGGGUCCCGGCGGCCCGCCCCCCGCGCGCCGCCUCGCCCGCGCGCCCGCGCUCGGCGCUCAUGCGGGCCGAGCCCCGCCCCCCGGCCGGAGCCCGCCGAGCGCCCCCCCGCGCCAGCGCGCGCCGCUCGCCCGCACCAUGCUCAAGUGCAUCCCACUGUGGCGCUGCAACCGGCACGUGGAGUCGGUGGACAAGCGGCACUGCUCCCUGCAGGCUGUGCCCGAGGAGAUCUACCGCUACAGCCGCAGCCUGGAGGAGCUGCUGCUCGACGCCAACCAGCUGCGCGAGCUGCCCAAGCCCUUCUUCCGGCUGCUGAAUCUGCGCAAGCUGGGCCUCAGUGACAACGAGAUCCAACGGCUGCCCCCUGAAGUGGCCAACUUCAUGCAGCUGGUAGAGCUGGAUGUGUCCCGUAAUGAUAUUCCUGAGAUACCUGAAAGCAUCAAGUUUUGCAAAGCCCUAGAGAUUGCAGACUUCAGUGGGAACCCUUUGUCCAGACUCCCUGAUGGCUUCACACAGCUGCGCAGCCUGGCUCACCUGGCCCUGAAUGACGUGUCCCUACAGGCACUGCCCGGGGAUGUGGGCAACCUGGCCAACCUAGUGACCUUGGAGCUGCGGGAGAACCUGCUCAAAUCUCUGCCUGCGUCCCUGUCUUUCCUGGUCAAGCUGGAACAACUGGAUCUGGGAGGCAAUGACCUAGAAGUGCUGCCGGAUACUCUGGGAGCUCUGCCCAACUUACGGGAGCUGUGGCUGGACCGGAACCAACUGUCAGCACUGCCCCCGGAGCUUGGGAACCUACGGCGUCUGGUGUGCCUGGAUGUGUCCGAGAACCGGCUGGAGGAGCUGCCAGUAGAACUGGGCGGGCUGGCGCUACUCACAGACCUGCUGCUGUCCCAGAACCUGCUGCAGCGGCUUCCUGAUGGCAUUGGUCAGCUGAAGCAGCUGUCUAUCCUGAAGGUGGACCAGAACCGGCUGUGUGAGGUGACUGAGGCCAUCGGUGACUGUGAGAACCUCUCGGAGCUGAUCCUCACGGAGAACUUGCUGACGGCCCUGCCCCGCUCUCUAGGCAAGCUGACCAAGCUCACCAACCUCAAUGUGGACCGGAAUCACCUUGAGGCGCUACCACCUGAGAUUGGAGGCUGUGUGGCGCUCAGCGUCCUCUCUUUGAGGGACAACCGCCUGGCUGUCCUGCCUCCUGAGCUCGCCCACACAGCAGAGCUGCACGUGCUCGACGUAGCUGGGAACCGGCUGCGGAGUCUGCCCUUCGCACUCACUCACCUCAACCUCAAGGCACUGUGGCUGGCUGAGAACCAGGCGCAGCCCAUGCUGCGGUUCCAGACUGAGGACGACGCCCAGACGGGCGAGAAGGUGCUCACCUGCUACCUGCUGCCCCAGCAGCCCCUGCCCGGCCUCGAGGACGCUGGGCAGCAGGGGAGCCCCUCAGAAAGCUGGAGCGAGACCCCUUUGAGCCGCGUCAGUGUCAUCCAGUUCUUGGAGGCCCCAGAAGGCGACGAGGAUGCUGAGGAGGCUGCUGCCGAAAAGCGGGGCCUGCAGCGCCGGGCCACUCCCCAUCCCAGCGAGCUGAAGUUCAUGAAGAGGGGGAUGGAAGAGCGCCGGAGCGAGGCCUACUCUUGCCAGCCAGACCCGGGCCCGUCCUCGCCCUCAGAGGGGGAAAAGAGACUGAGCGCAGAGUCAGCCUCAAGUGGAGGCUCUGGCGCCUCCACCAGCACGGCCUCUGAGGGCGAGCCCGAGGGCCCACUGACUGAGGCACCGCAGCUGGGCCAACAGGAAGCCCCACCACCUAGCCAGGAGGACGACACAGAGGAAGACUAUGUUGAGCCCACAGUACACUUCGCAGAGGAUACACUGCUGCCCAGUGAAGAUGGUGAGAGUGAGGAGGGGCAGCUGGAGGCCCCCUGGCCCCUGCCAGGUGGGAGGCAGCGACUCAUUCGGAAGGACACGCCCCACUACAAGAAGCACUUCAAGAUCUCUAAGCUUCCGCAGCCUGAGGCUGUCGUAGCCCUUCUGCAGGGGAGGCAGCCAGAUGGGGAGGGCCCCGCAGGGCCCGGUACCUGGCACAAUGGCCCCCACAUACCCUGGGCCCCCCGGGCCCAGGAGGAAGACGAGGAGGAGGAGGAAGAUAGAGCUGAAGAGGAAGGCGGGGCCAGCACGGAGGAGGAAGACAAGGAGGAGCCCGUGGCGUCUGCACCUUCCGUCAAGGGGGUGUCGUUUGACCAGGCCAAUAACCUGCUGAUAGAGCCUGCUCGCAUUGAGGAGGAAGAGCUGACACUCACCAUCCUGCGCCAGACUGGGGGCCUGGGCAUCAGCAUCGCAGGGGGCAAGGGCUCCACCCCCUACAAGGGAGAUGACGAGGGCAUCUUCAUCUCCCGGGUGUCUGAGGAGGGUCCUGCGGCCCGUGCUGGGGUCCGAGUGGGCGACAAACUCCUCGAGGUGAACGGCGUGGCUUUGCAGGACGCUGAGCACCACGAGGCUGUGGAGGCGCUUCGAGGGGCGGGCACAGCCGUGCAGAUGCGGGUUUGGCGGGAACGCAUGGUGGAGCCUGAGAACGCAGUCACCAUCACACCUCUGCGGCCUGAGGAUGACUACAGCCCCCGCGAGCGGCGGGGGGGCGGCCUGCGCCUGCCCCUGCUCCAGCCUGAGGUCCCUGGGCCUCUGCGCCAGUGCCAUGCUGCCUGCCUGGUCCGCAGUGAGAAGGGGCUGGGCUUCAGCAUCGCUGGUGGGAAAGGCUCCACACCCUACCGGGCUGGCGACGGGGGCAUAUUCAUCUCCCGCAUUGCCGAGGGCGGCGCUGCCCAUCGAGCAGGCACCCUGCAGGUUGGCGACCGUGUUCUCUCGAUCAACGGGGUGGACAUGACCGAGGCCAGGCACGACCAUGCCGUGUCCCUGCUGACCGCUGCCUCCCCUACCAUCGCCUUGCUGCUGGAACGGGAGACGGGUGGACCACAUCCCUCCAGCCCCCUGCCACAUUCCUCUCCUACCCCCACUGUUGCUGCUGCCACCACCAUGACCACUGCUGCCCCUGGAGAACCUGGGCUGCCCAGGCUGGCCCCUGGCCUCCUGGCCACUGCCCUAGAAGGGCCAUACCCAGUGGAGGAGGUACGCCUGCCGAGGGCUGGGGGCCCCUUGGGGCUUAGCAUCGUUGGGGGCUCGGACCACUCCAGCCACCCAUUUGGUGUCCAGGAGCCUGGUGUGUUCAUCUCCAAGGUGCUCCCACGGGGCCUGGCCGCCCGCUGUGGCCUGCGGGUGGGGGACCGCAUCCUGGCAGUGAACGGGCAGGAUGUUCGGGAGGCCACACACCAAGAGGCAGUCAGUGCUCUGCUCCGGCCCUGCCUGGAGCUGUCCCUGCUGGUGCGGAGGGACCCCCCACCCCCCGGCACGGAGCUCUGCAUCCAGAAGGCCCCUGGGGAGAAGCUGGGGAUCAGCAUCCGUGGGGGCGCCAAGGGCCACGCGGGGAACCCCUGUGACCCCACAGAUGAGGGCAUCUUCAUUUCCAAGGUGAGCCCCACAGGGGCGGCCGGGCGUGACGGCCGGCUACGUGUGGGGCUGCGACUGCUGGAGGUGAACCAGCAGAGCCUGCUGGGCCUGACGCACGCGGAGGCCGUGCAGCUGCUACGCAGCGUGGGCGACAGCCUCACCGUGCUCGUCUGCGAGGGUUUUGACACCAGCACCACUGCGGCCUUGGAGGUGUCCCCAGGUGUCAUUGCCAACCCCUUUGCAGCAGGCAUCAGCCACCGGAACAGCCUGGAAAGCAUCUCUUCCAUCGACCGGGAGCUGAGCCCUGAGGGCCCAGGCAAGGAGAAGGAGCUGCCCAGUCAGACCCCACACUGGGGACCUGAGACUGUGGAAGCCACGGGCCAGAGUCUGGAGCCCCUGAAGCUGGACUACCGUGUCCUGGCUGCUCUGCCCAGCUCUGGCAGUGUGCAAAGGGUACCAUCUGGGACAGCAGGAGGGAAGAUGGCUGAGGCCCCCUGCUCCCCUGGAGGCCAGCAGACAAAACCCGGGGUGAUCCAGCCUUUGGCUCCGGCCUGGCCAAGGGGCUCCCCAGCCCCCAGGGGCAGAGGUGAUCCCCGCUCCCCGCCCUCGCCGCCCUCCCCGGAGGAGCUGCCGGCCAACGUGAAGCAGGCCUACCGGGCCUUCGCCGCGGUGCCCGCCGCGCACGCUCCCGAGGCCGGCGCUGCUCAGCCCUCCGCAGCCUCCCCGGAGCAGCUGUCCUUCCGCGAGCGGCAGAAGUACUUUGAACUGGAGGUGCGGGUGCCCCAGGCCGAGGGUCCCCCCAAGCGCGUGUCCCUGGUGGGAGCGGACGACCUGCGGAAGAUGCAGGAGGAGGAAGCCCGCAAGCUGCAGCAGAAGAGGGCGCAGAUGCUGCGGGCCGAGGCUGCGGCUGGGGGCCCUGACGAGGGGCUCGCCCUGGACCCGGAGGCCGCGGAGGACCAGCCGCCGGAGGACCAGCCGCCCGGGGUCGGCCCGGGCCCUGCGGGCGGGCCCAGCCCAGCAUCCCCGCUGCCCCCGGGGGGCGGCGCCCCUGUGCGAACGGCCAAAGCCGAGCGGCGCCAUCAGGAGCGGCUGCGCAUGCAGAGUCCUGAGCUGCCAGCGCCAGAGCGGGCCCUGUCCCCGGCGGAGCGCCGGGCCCUGGAAGCAGAGAAGCGGGCGCUGUGGAGGGCGGCCAGGAUGAAGUCUUUGGAGCAAGACGCUCUGCGUGCGCAGAUGGUGCUCAGCAAAUCCCAGGAGGGCCGCAGCAAGCGAGGGCCCCUGGAGCGCCUGGCUGAGUCCCCUUCGCCGGCGCCCACCCCAUCGCCCACGCCCUUAGAAGAUCUCGGCCUCCAGACCGGUGCCACCCCCGGACGCCUGCCCUUGUCUGGAAAGAAGUUUGACUACAGGGCGUUUGCAGCCCUCCCUUCUUCCAGACCUGUCUGUGACAUCCAGUCGCCAGAUUUUGUUGAGGAUCUGAGGUCUUUGGAACCAACUCCUAGCCCUGGCCCACAGGAGGAGGAUGGAGAGGUGGCCCUGGUGCUCCUAGGCAGGCCCUCCCCCAGUGCUGUGGGCCCCGAAGACAUGACGCUGUGCAGCAGCCGACGUCCCAUGCGGCCUGGGCGCCGGGGUCUGGGUCCUGUGCCCUCCUAGGGGGGCAGGGCCUCCCCGGACUUGGGGUGGGGGCCCUGCCAGCUCCAGCGCUACCCUUGCCCCAAGCCUUUUAACCUGGGUGUUAGAUUUUGAAGAGCUCCUUGGAGCCUGGCUGUGACUGACUGCCCCGCCCCAGGCCGGGUUCUCUUGGCGAGACUGUAACUAGUGAUGUUUGUACAACCAAAGACUCUAUUUUGUGGUUUAAGGAGAAUAAAAUUGACUAC
This is a messenger RNA of Sciurus carolinensis (gray squirrel), 5607 nucleotides long. RefSeq names its product scribble planar cell polarity protein (gene Scrib). The record is from RefSeq and is a predicted model, not a curated record. Gene Ontology annotation, cellular component: postsynaptic density; postsynaptic membrane; adherens junction. Gene Ontology annotation, molecular function: protein binding. Gene Ontology annotation, biological process: neurotransmitter receptor transport postsynaptic membrane to endosome; neurotransmitter receptor transport, endosome to postsynaptic membrane. NCBI's taxonomy places the organism in Eukaryota, Metazoa, Chordata, Mammalia, Rodentia, Sciuridae.